UACAAACAAAAACCCCUCUUCUCCCUUUGUCUGGAAAUUUCAGUCUGGUCUCUUAUCUUCUUCCCAUUUUUCUUCUUGUGAAACAUCAUCUUAAGAAGAAAUAGCCGUUUAUUAAUGGCGAUUCCUCUCGCAAUGUGCUCAAGCUUCUUGAUAUGCGGUGACACGACUUCGUCCUCUCUUCGCGUUUCCGUCGCCACUCCGCCGCUUACGCCUUGUCGCUUUCCCCUGCUGUCGUCAACUCGUCGUUCUUCAUCCAUUGCUGCAGCGGCUAAGCCUGCAACGACGAAGGCGAAGCGAGAGCCUACAGGCAUCAUGAAGCCUCGACGAGUUUCCCCAGAAAUGCAAGCUUUCCUUGGCGGCGUCCCUGAAAUCGCUCGAACUGAAACCCUCAAAAAGAUUUGGGAUUACAUCAAACAGCAAAACCUUCAGGAUCCUGAGAACAAGAAGAUCAUAAUCUGUGAUGAUAACCUUAAGAAGAUAUUCAAUGAUAAAGAUCGAGUUGGGUUCCUUGAGAUUGCAAAGCUCAUCACUCCCCACUUUCUUAAGUAACUCAAAUCCACUCUUUUGUAGUUGUAGUAGUAGUAGAUUUGGUCAAUUUACAUGUGUUAUCUAGGUUUUGUAUUAGGGAUUUGCUGCAUACUAUGUAACAAGUAGGGGACCAAGCUUAAAUCGAAUUGGAUGUUACUUGACAUGGAUUGGUAUUGGAUGUUACUUGACAUGGAUUUGGUUUAUUUGGAUA
Molecule: messenger RNA, 739 nt
Organism: Impatiens glandulifera
Lineage: Eukaryota; Viridiplantae; Streptophyta; Magnoliopsida; Ericales; Balsaminaceae
Product: upstream activation factor subunit spp27-like
Exons: 2
Coding region: 115-549 (144 amino acids)
Cellular component (GO): nucleus
Source: RefSeq, a predicted model, not a curated record